AAAUAUACUUAAUAUGGUUUCCUCUAUACCAUAACUAAAUAUCGAAUAUAAUCCAAAUAUUGAGCAUUUUGGAUAGUAAAGUUGAGUGUUUAAAUAAAAAAAACAUACAUUUCAUAUAAUGGGGGCCAAGGCUACAAAGUUAGACGGAACAUACUUACCAGACACACCAACUUUAAACAAACUGCGCAUUGUCAGCAGAGAAAAGGACGUGACAGGGAUAAGCACAGGUGAAAUGGAGCCUAAAGAUCCUCGUUCACCCAGCGGCUGCCGCACUCCACUUAAUUUUUUGCUGCCACCACAGCAACCGCAGCCUGUCGCUCUUGUUGGUCGGAGUGAGACUGCAUUUUCGCAGCUGCGUAAACGCUUGCUUAAAGGAUUUGCUUUGAAUGAUCCGCGAUCGCCGCAACUAAAUCGCACACCGCUCGUUUUUGAUGAAGCCAUUGAUCGUACGCUAAAUAUGGAUGAUACGUUUGCCGAUCUCUUUGUGGAUACGCGAGCACCCAGCGCCUCAAGCUCCAACUCCAACAUGAUUUCAGCUAAUGGUGAAGCAAAGAACGAAGUGGAGAUGGAACUGCGCAAUUUGUCAACUAGCAGUGAAGUUUUUUCCACGCCUUUAUCACAUAACAACAGCUCAUUAGAGAUCGCGUCCAUGACCUGCGAUGAGGAUGCAGCAGAGGAAGCUGCUGAGCGGGCUCCACAGCCCCAACUACCUCCACAACAGAUAUACGAUCCACGUUCACCCAGCAUUGGGGUUGAUCGCACACCUAUUAUCUUCUGCGAUGAUGGCGAGGAUGAGGAGGAGCGCGAAGCUAAAAUGCUGGAGCAAGUACUUGAGACUUUGACUUUAAAUCUGAGUAAUGAGAGCAGCAUGGCUUCUUUCGUGAGCGCGGCCGCUGAGCUCACUUUAGAUGAGCCUCAACCCCAGCAAAGGCCCGCCAAUAAACAUUUGGAGCGAGUGCGUUUGGGUAACAAGCAACGGGUGCCACCACGAAAGCCAGCACGCGCGAGCAAAUCGCAGACCCCCCAACGCAUCUAUGUGGAUUCCGAAGCAGCUACGAGCACGCCUAAAAGCAUUACCAACAAUGCUACGGGCUCUGGCAAACGCACGCCACUCAGUUGCGUAAAAAAUCGUCCGCACCUGCGCUCUCGGUCCGUGGAGAAGGAUAUGCGGAAAACGCGUCUUCCGCUCCAAAGCUUCGAUGAUCAAUUAAAUCCGAGCGAGUGUCUAAACGUACCAAGUCUUCGCAUUCUAAUGGCCAAUUGCGAAGACAGCCUGAAUGGAUCAAUUUAUUAGCACCAAGUUGUUUUUUAUUGAACAAUAAGUUUCGCCCACCAAGCAUCGUUCACAUCAUUCACUUGUAUAUGCCCACAUCACUUUAUUUACAAAUAUGAAGUACCCAAAAAUAUUUCUAGCAAAAAUAUAAUAAGAAAUUGGGAUUAUCGAUCUUUCUCGAUAGCAUAGAAUCCCAAAGUGCACACAAUUCCCAUCGCC
Scaptodrosophila lebanonensis is the source of this 1492-nucleotide messenger RNA. It is a transcript of the gene msb1l, whose product is annotated as rab effector MyRIP. Lineage: Eukaryota; Metazoa; Arthropoda; Insecta; Diptera; Drosophilidae. The record is from RefSeq and is a predicted model, not a curated record. The coding region runs from base 119 to 1294 and encodes 391 amino acids. The transcript has 3 exons.